GUACUUGAUCGGAUGACCACAGUGCACUAAGAAAUUGCUUGGCUAUAGUUUCAUUAAUAGUAAUCAACUUUUGAGCCUUUAAUUUAAUUAUCAAUAAGUAUGUGAGUAACGUAAUCGAAAUUUCUGGAAAAUCGAUAAUGUAACUUUGGAAAACGAAAAUUGCAUUUCGUUUUACUUAUUUUAAGUGUUUGGCAAGUGCAUUGAUAAUGAUCAUGCGGAAAAAUGAAUCAGUUUCUUUAUUUUUAUCAGAAUAACAUUUUUUUACUGUUAUUUUCUUAUCGACCGUGUAUAUUGUUAUUUUCCAAUCAAGUAACCACAGAGUUCAUUGAAAAUUGCAUAUGAGGAACUACUUGAUUACAUUGUUGCUCGACAAUAAUUCGUACUAAUAGACAUUGUGUUCUUUUUCAAAAUUCAUCAGUUCAUUCUUAAACAAAAAAAUGGCGUUAUUGUUUCGCGUGUUUUCGAUUCUCCCUUUGCUCUACUCAGUAACAUCGCUGGAAUUAGAAAAUUUGUCAAUAGCAAACGCAACCGAUUAUCCCAUUUACUUUCCCGAGGAAAAGAGCCAUAUCCUGGAAAUUCAAACUGACACGAAACAGUAUUUUUCCAAAAAAGAAAGAGCGGUGCUCUCGUUCAAAAACAAGAAUUCAAAUAUAUCGAAAACCAUCAGUAACAACGAUUUGUACGACGCAAUCGAUUUAGAUAAAUUAUUAGAAAUUUGGGAUCCAAAAUCGAUCGAGACCAUUUCGCCAAACAAAUGGGAGAGUCUGGAAAUAUCGGAAAAGUGCCGAGCGGAAGUAUCGCUCUACGCGAGAAGUGCAUCGCGCGGUGAGAAUUGGGCUUUGAAAAUGAUCGAUGCUAGCGGUAAGCACACGUGGGGAUUAUUUUUGGGAAGUGAAUACUGGGUCGGGGCACCGGAUUUGUGUCGUGAAAUGCAACAGGGUUAUUUGGAUUUGAUUUCCAACAAUUUUAUGAAUAACAAUGAUACCAUGGAUUUACCACCAUACGAGGUCAAUGUGAAUUCCGUUAGUUUGACUUUGACCAUUCAAAAAUAUGGGAUCAAUGGCACUCACAAUAUCACGCUUGGUCUAUGCUUACCGUCCAGUUGUACUGUGCAGGAUGUUAUGAGAAUUUUGAUGAUCUUCGAUAAGGAAAAUGCCAAUCAAAUUCCUCGAAAAAUUACUUUCAAUCACGUUCGUAAUCUCUCGCAGGGAUAUUCAGUUUGGAAUGAUAAGACAUUUUAUAUUUUAUUAGUUGUGUCUGCUUUCGUUAUACUUUUUGUCAUUUUUGGAACCUUAUACGACAUCACUUUGAGGUAUCGAGUUUUAAGGGCCGACGAAGAGAGAAAGAGGAAUAAUACUGUUUUAACGGAAUUGAAAAUUUUACGGCCAGGUGUUGAUUUCAAAGAAGAAAUUACUAUUUCGAAAUUGUGGUCGGUAAAGACUCAUAAUGGUUCUUUAAAUGUAUGCAAUUCAAAGGACGUACCUAAACCAUUGUCAGAAGCAUUACUGUCAUUCAGCCUGUUGCUCAAUCUGUCAAAACUUGGCAGUCUGGAUGUUGGCAACGACACAUUGGCACCGAUACACGGAUUACGCUUCGUCUCAUUAUUGUGGGUUAUUAUGGUACAUACUUGCCUAUUAGCAAAUGAGGUCUCGGACAACAAAGUGUUCAGACGCAGAGCCGAGGAUGACUUUCUUUACCAGACAAUCAGCAAUGGCACCUACGCAGUGGAUACGUUUUUCUUUAUGAGUGGAUGUCUAGUUUCCUUCCUGUACUUUCGCACGAUAGCCAAGCAGAGAAUCCGCGAGAUGAAAAUAACACAGGGCUGUCUAGGGCAAUUUCUACAAUUUCUUGGAAUGAUGUGGUAUAGAUAUUUCCGCUUAACACCACCAUAUCUUCUUGUUAUUGGAUUGAUACAAGUUUCCAUGAAAUGGUAUCACGAUCAUUCGAUGAUCGAACUGCCUGCCUUGGAUCACGUGACAUGUGAAAAAUAUUGGUGGCGAAAUGCCUUGUAUAUCAAUACCUAUUUCGAUAUGGAUGACAGAUGUAUGGUUUGGAGUUGGUAUUUGGCGAAUGACACGCAAUUCUAUACCGUGGGAAUAAUUUUAUUGAUAAUUGCAGCAAACCUUCUGCCAGUGGGAGCUGUUAUUGCUGGCGUAUUUUUAAUUGUCUCCUGGAUCGUAACAGCCCUCGUUACUUUACAUGCAAAACACACACCGACCAUUCAAGACCCCUUUGCUCAUUACGAGAGUCUAUACGAUAAGCCUUGGACUCGAAUAGGACCAUACUUAAUAGGGAUGGCGGCAGGGUGGUUCCUCUUUAAAAUAAAUUGUAAAAUAAAUAUGAACAAGGCAAUUAUUGUAUCUGGCUGGACAUUAUCUAUAGCAACCAUGCUUAGUAUUGUUUAUGGGCUGUAUGGUAAUAUGUUCGGGCCCACGUUAUCGGUAAUGUAUACAGCAUUGUCACAUUCUGGUUGGGCCUUGUGCGUAUCCUGGGUCCUAAUAGCAUGCGUGACUGGCAACGGAGGUAUUGUCAAUACAUUUUUAUCCUGGAAAUACAUAUAUCCAAUAUCCAGACUGACUUAUUGCGCUUAUCUGGUACAUCCAGCAUUAAUGAGAGCUAUGAUACUAAGAGGUGAAAGUUCGUUUCAUCUGACACGUGGUUUAGUGGCAAUUUUAUUUUUCGGAGUUACUGUAUCCUCCUACGCAGUAUCCCUCGUUUUAAGUUUACUCUUCGAAGCGCCUAUGGUGUCGUUAUUAAGGAUCGUACAUCCUUUAAGACAAUGGAAAAGAGAUUGAUUGAUUAAUGCUAAAUAAUUAAUAUACUACACGCGUAUACUUUCUUACUGAAUAAUUAUACUAACUUACUAUAAGCUUCAAUUAAGAUGCAAAAUGGUUUUUCGAUAUGUGAUUAAUAUAUAGGUAUACCGAAUUACAUUUUCUUAGAUUAUAAGCGGUAUAGCGUGCAAGUGGUUGCAUAAUCUCUAGCGCAUGUAUAUACGUAUCUAUGUACAUAAUAACUCAUAAGCAGUGUCAAUCACAUCGUAAUAAGUCUGCAUAAUUAGAAUCACUUGACCGUGUAACUCGACUUAUGAAAUUUAUGUAAUUUUUUGUAUAAUUUUUUUUUAGAAUUAUCGUAAAAACAGAAGUGGCACUUGUCUGGGUUCGCGAAUAUUUUUUGGGACUUAACGUACCUGUUUACGAAAGGUAGUCACGGUGUUACGUGAUUAAUAAUUAAUUGUGCCUGUCUUCAUUAAAGAAUCUAAUUUAAGCACGUAACUCGAAGCAGGUAUUCGCUUUCAUACGAAUUUAUAUUUUGUAGACGUAGAACAUCCUGCUACCCCUUCUCUCACAAAAUUUCGUUUUCUCCAUUACAGUAUGUAAUUAGUGGGUACUUUUUUGGGGACGGAUGCGAAGGUAAAACGAGGUAUAGAAAAAAAAAAAAAAUAAAAAAAUAAAAAAAUAAAAAAA
Molecule: messenger RNA, 3467 nt
Organism: Cephus cinctus (wheat stem sawfly)
Lineage: Eukaryota; Metazoa; Arthropoda; Insecta; Hymenoptera; Cephidae
Product: nose resistant to fluoxetine protein 6
Exons: 13
Coding region: 438-2795 (785 amino acids)
Molecular function (GO): acyltransferase activity, transferring groups other than amino-acyl groups
Source: RefSeq, a predicted model, not a curated record